AUGGCAACCAAAUUGAUUUUCCGUCAGCUAUUCGAACCCGUUUCAUGCACUUAUACGUAUUUGCUAGGAUGCUCUGUGAGUAGAAAAUCGAUAAUAAUAGAUCCCGUGCUGGAAACUGUCGAACGGGAUGCAAAGCUUAUCAAAGAGCUCAACUUGGAUCCAAUAUAUGGUGUUAACACACAUCUUCAUGCAGAUCACAUUACUGGUACUGGCAAAUUGAAGCGUAUUUUCCCACGUAUGCUUUCUGUGUUAUCAAAAUAUGUCGACGGUCAUGCAGAUGUACUGGUCAGUGAUCGAGAGAUACUAAAAUUUGGCAAUCAAAAUCUGGAAGUUCGCACGACACCAGGGCAUACUGAUGGAUGUGUAACGUAUGUUUUAUAUGAUCACCGAAUGGCUUUUACGGGCGAUGCACUUCUUGUACGUGGAUGUGGACGCACAGAUUUCCAACAAGGAAAUCCAGAAACAUUAUACAAUUCAGUGCAUGAGAAAAUCUUCACUUUACCUGAUGAUUUCCUGCUUUAUCCUGCUCAUGAUUACAAGGGCUUUUUAUUAACGACUGUUGGUGAGGAGAAGAAAUAUAAUCCAAGAUUAACGAAGACUUUGAACGAUUUUAUAGUUCUGAUGAGAAAUCUUAAACUUGCAUAUCCGAAACAGAUUGAUAAAGCCAUACCGGCGAAUAAAGUGUGUGGCGUAUACGAACUGAUGGAUGAGAAGAUAAAAGCAGAAUAG
Molecule: messenger RNA, 729 nt
Organism: Brugia malayi
Lineage: Eukaryota; Metazoa; Nematoda; Chromadorea; Rhabditida; Onchocercidae
Gene: Bma-ethe-1
Product: putative glyoxalase II, 78941-80643, putative
Exons: 7
Coding region: 1-729 (242 amino acids)
Biological process (GO): glutathione metabolic process; hydrogen sulfide metabolic process
Molecular function (GO): sulfur dioxygenase activity
Source: RefSeq, a predicted model, not a curated record